Molecule: messenger RNA, 2004 nt
Organism: Panicum hallii
Lineage: Eukaryota; Viridiplantae; Streptophyta; Magnoliopsida; Poales; Poaceae
Product: ribokinase
Exons: 6
Coding region: 589-1683 (364 amino acids)
Biological process (GO): D-ribose metabolic process
Molecular function (GO): ribokinase activity
Source: RefSeq, a predicted model, not a curated record
CUUAUCCAUUUGUUCCCAUCCAUUCGUCCUCCAUCCCUCCUCACCAGAUGGCCCUUCCUCUCCCUAUCCAAGGCUCUCUCUCCACGAGCUCUCUUCCCGGCUGCUCCUUUUGCCGUGCUCCCUCUCCACGCCACGAGCUCUCUCUUCCUUGCUGCUCCCUCUUCUCGGCGAGUUCUUUAUCCCCUGCUCUUCCUCCCUCGAUGUGGCGCAAGUUCUUCUCCAUUCAUGGAAGUGAGCCGGGAACCGGGACGGCCUGGAGACGUGUGCCACGAGCGCGGCCUAGCGCGCGUCAUCGCAGGAGUGGGACGUCACGCGCAGCGGAGCAGGGCCCGUGCAGGGGGGCGCACCGGAAGACGGUGUGCAUUGCGCGGUGCGGCUGCUAGAGGAAACAUAUUAGGUGAAGCGGUGAAGGCGUCGGGCCACCAGCGCACACGGAAGGCUUGGGAGCUCGCGGCUGCGGCGGAAAUUUGGCUCCAGAUGCUGCUGAUUUUGGGCGUGCGGCAAAUUGGAAGCUAGGUUAGGUAACUGUUGGAGUCCGAAUCUUCAGUUGACUCCAUCGUUUUCUGUACUCGCACACAACCUCACCCCAUGGCUCAGGCACGCGUGCGCUUCCCUCCCGCCGGCCCAACGCCGGCCACCGCCUUCUUCUCGGGCUCCAACCCCAGACCCGCCCACCUGCCCUUCUCCUCGAAGCGCGCCCCGGCCUCCCUCUACGCCGCCGCUGCCGCCAAUGCGCCGCCGGCCCCCAUCGUCGUCGUCGGCUCCGCCAACGCCGACAUCUACGUCGAGGUCGACCGCCUCCCUCUCGUCGGCGAGACCGUGGCGGCCCGCGCGGGGCGCAGCCUCGCGGGCGGGAAGGGCGCCAACCAGGCGGCCUGCGGCGGGCGGCUCGCGCUGGGCCCCACCUACCUGGUGGCGCGCGUGGGGGACGACGCCAACGGGCGGCUCCUCGAGGGCGCGCUGGCCGACGCCGGCGGCGUCCGCACCGACCGCGUCGCGCGCGCCCCCGACGCGCCCUCGGGGCACGCCGUCGUCAUGCUCAUGCCCGACGGCCAGAACUCCAUCAUCAUCGUCGGCGGAGCCAACAUGCAGGGCUGGGCCACUGGGAUCGGCGCGGAGGACCUGGAAUUGAUCCAAAAGGCCGGGGUGCUGCUGCUGCAGAGGGAGAUACCCGAUUGGGUCAACACGCAGGCUGCCAGGGCUGCAAAAAGUGCAGGCGUGCCUGUUAUCAUGGACGCUGGUGGAAUGGAUGCUCCUGUACCUCAAGAUCUACUCAGUCUAGUGGAUAUUUUUAGUCCAAACGAAACAGAGCUAGCACGUUUGACUGGGAUGCCUACUGAGACGUUUGAGCAGAUUAGCCAGGCUGCAGGAGAAUGCCAUAAAAUGGGUGUGAAAGAAGUACUUGUUAAGCUUGGAUCACAAGGAUCUGCUUUGUUUGUUGAGGGAGAGAAGCCAAUCGGACAGCCGAUUAUUCCUGCCACAGAAGUUAUUGAUACCACGGGGGCUGGUGACACUUUCACCUCAGCUUUUGCUGUAGCUCUGGUUGAGGGGAAGCCUAAGAAGGAGUGCAUGAGAUUUGCUGCUGCUGCUGCCUCAUUGUGUGUUCGAGUGAAGGGUGCUAUACCCAGCAUGCCAGACAGAAAAUCAGUGAUGAAGCUUCUGGAAUCUGUGCAAGUCGAAUAGCUGCAGAAUGCAUGGACCGCAUCACCAUCGGCAAUAAUGGCCUUCUCCAGGACGCGGAAUUCGUGGGAUCCAUGGAGCGUCGCCACACCUUCACGUGCGUGCUCCCCCCAAAUAAUGCGAGUGGAUCUCCAAACGGGAACGCAUUUCCCGGUGCCGCCCGGAGUAGUAAACCUCCUCUCCAAGAACCAAAAUAAGAAGCGGCGUCAUGCGCGCGCCUACGGCCACACGACCGUUUCCGUAUACACCCCCCAGGUUUCGUGAACAAUGGAACAGUUCGAUUCCACGCUGCCUUUCCCUGUGAUUUCAAUCCUGCCGAUGCCA